AUGACAACGCAACCACCAUCCUCGACGCACAUGGCUCGCAGCCGCCUCAACCGUCAAAUUCGAGGGUGUGAGACGACAAUCUUCCUUUUACAUGGGGUUUCUCGGACAAGGGCACAAAAGAAACAUGCAGCUUCAAGCGCCUGUUUUCCUUUUUUUCCAUCUCUAUUUUCCUUUUUCAUUCCUGUUUGCUUUCACCUUUUGGGCAAUGCGAUUCUGGGACGGGCUACAAAAAAUCUGGGAACUGGACUGGGAAAAGAACUGAUUCGCAUAUAG
Colletotrichum abscissum is the source of this 273-nucleotide messenger RNA. RefSeq lists its product as uncharacterized. The transcript has a single exon. NCBI's taxonomy places the organism in Eukaryota, Fungi, Ascomycota, Sordariomycetes, Glomerellales, Glomerellaceae. The record is from RefSeq and is a predicted model, not a curated record. The coding region runs from base 1 to 273 and encodes 90 amino acids.